AUGUCUUCUCUCGAUAACAAGAGAAAUUGCAUGGGAAAUGAAAUCACACAAAUCAUUCGAUCGGAACGAUUCGAGCACAAAAUUUGUGGAAUGACUUCCUCGUUGGUGCGAUUACUGAGAACACUCAAUUCAUCAUCAUUUACUACUUUUCAAUCACAACAUCAACAACAAGAACCUUCCUCAGCCUCAGAUGAUGACAUCUUUCAGCCAUUGAUCUCAAAAUUAAGAGACUUGUUGCAACGACAUUUUGAAAAAUGUCAUGAUAAUAAUAAUUCGAAUCCACAGAACAAUCUCCCAAACUCUUGUUGCUCUGAAGGCAACAUUUGUGAAGAGGAGAAUGCACAAGUAAAUGUUGGUUUUGCUUUUGGAAAUGUGGCAAAAACUCUCUAUGCUCAUAAUGUGAAUUUGAAUGAAAAUGAUGUUUGUGUGUGUUUGAUUAUGGAUAGUCAGCUCGAUAUUGAUUGUAAAAUGGUCACAGCUGUGAGAAAGAAUUCUUCCUUAGUGAGCUCGAAUGACAAGUCCAUCAUUUGGAAACUCUUGUACAAGUAUUCCUUUCAAUAA
Naegleria fowleri is the source of this 561-nucleotide messenger RNA. RefSeq lists its product as uncharacterized. The record is from RefSeq and is a predicted model, not a curated record. Lineage: Eukaryota; Heterolobosea; Eutetramitea; Acrasida; Naegleriidae. Bases 1 to 561 code for a protein of 186 amino acids. The transcript has a single exon.